GGCGGCGGCGGCGCGGGAUGAACGGGACGGGCCGGGCGCACGGGAGCGACGGGGCAGCGCUGCCGGCCGGGGCUCGGCCGCUGGUCAGCGCCCUCAUGUUCUCGGCCGGGCUCCUGGGCAACCUCCUGGCGCUGGGGCUGCUCCUGCGCGGCCGCCGCGGGCCCCGGCAGCGCCCGCCCGCGCUGUUCCACGUCCUGGUGCUGGCCCUGGUGGUCACCGACCUGCUGGGCACCUGCUCCGUCAGCCCCUUGGUGCUCGCUUCCUACCACCGCAACCUCACCCUCACCAGCCUGGCCCGCGGGGGGCACCUCUGCCUCUACUUCGGCUUCGCCAUGAGCUUCUUCGGCCUCGCCACCAUGCUCAUCCUCUUCACCAUGGCGCUGGAGCGCUGCCUGGCCCUGGGGCGACCCUACUUCUACGAGCGCUUCCUGAGCCCCCGCACGGGGCUGGUGGCCCUGCCGGCCAUCUACACCUUCUCGGCCGCCUUCUGCUCGCUGCCGCUGGUGGGCUUCGGGCGCUACGUGCAGUACUGCCCCGGCACCUGGUGCUUCAUCCAGAUGCACCUGGAGGCGCAGCAGAGCGACGGGGAGGUGGCGGGGCUGAACGUCACCUUCUCGCUGCUCUACGCCACCCUGCUCCUCUUCCUCAUCCUCGCCGUGCUGCUCUGCAACCUGAGCGUCAUCGUGAACCUGGCCCGCAUGCACCGCCGCGGGCAGAGGACACGCCGGGUGGGCAGCCCCGAGCAGCCCCGCCUGGCCACCGCCUGCGGCCGGCGCAUGUUCUCCAUGGCCGAGGAGAUCGACCACCUCCUGCUGCUCUCCAUCAUGACCAUCACCUUCGUCAUCUGCUCGCUGCCCUUCACGAUCCGCGCCUACGUGAACAAAUUCAGCCAGGAGGAGGACGGCCACGAGCUGGACCUGCUGGCCCUGCGCUUCCUGUCCAUCAACUCCAUCGUGGACCCCUGGGUCUUCGCCAUCCUGCGGCCGCCGGUGCUGCGCCUCAUGCGCGCCGCGCUCUGCUGCCGGCUGCCGCCCGCGGCCCCGGACAGCCGGACGGUGUCGUCGGCCGUGACGAAGCCGGUGGCCCGGCCGGAGCUCUGCGGGCAGUAG
This is a messenger RNA of Lonchura striata (white-rumped munia), 1109 nucleotides long. RefSeq names its product prostaglandin E receptor 2 (gene PTGER2). Gene Ontology annotation, biological process: cellular response to prostaglandin E stimulus; positive regulation of cytosolic calcium ion concentration; adenylate cyclase-activating G protein-coupled receptor signaling pathway. Gene Ontology annotation, molecular function: prostaglandin E receptor activity. Lineage: Eukaryota; Metazoa; Chordata; Aves; Passeriformes; Estrildidae. Gene Ontology annotation, cellular component: plasma membrane. The record is from RefSeq and is a predicted model, not a curated record.